Molecule: messenger RNA, 1710 nt
Organism: Pochonia chlamydosporia 170
Lineage: Eukaryota; Fungi; Ascomycota; Sordariomycetes; Hypocreales; Clavicipitaceae
Product: AP-3 adaptor complex subunit mu
Exons: 4
Coding region: 1-1710 (569 amino acids)
Biological process (GO): intracellular protein transport; endocytosis
Cellular component (GO): cytoplasmic vesicle; clathrin adaptor complex
Source: RefSeq, a predicted model, not a curated record
AUGAAGCUCCCCUGCUUCGCAUCAGCACAUGCUGGACCUGCUCCGUCAUACUUGACUGGUCGCGUGGGGGACGAGCAUCUGGAAGCACCUAACAAGCUUCAAGCUGUGGCAGUCGCCAAAAUGAACGGCGUUAUUGAGGCACCUAGGAGCCCCAUUCUGUCGCAUACCUACACUGGCCGGCCACUCUCAGGCACACAUGUACUGCCCCUCUAUCUCGAGCAUCCGACUCCCAGACCGAACUUGAUAUACCUACCCAACACCAGCCCUGCCACCCUUGUAUUUAGCUUAACCCACGCGAACCUUUUAUUCCUAGCGACCUCUUCUACAGAAAUCGAACCACUCCUUGUUCUCGAGUUUCUACACAGGGUGAUCGAUACGUUCGAGGACUUCAUUGGUGCCCCGCUUCUCGCUGUCAAGAUUGAGAAUAACUACGAUGUUGUAGCACAACUGCUUACGGAGAUGUGUGAUGCGGGGACCAUAAGCACCACGGAACCAAAUGCAUUGAGGGAAAAUGUUGAAAUAGAAGGUUGGAUGGGCAAGUUGCUCGGGAGCAUAAACCUCAAAACACCCCUGGGCUCGAAUUUCUCGAAUACAAAUACCCCUGCUUUACCAGCACCGAAUACGCCCGCGUUACCUUGGCGACGAGCGAAUGUACGACACACGUCGAACGAAAUGUACGCCGAUGUGAUCGAGACUCUUUCCGUGACGCUUGCACCGUCGGGGCGACCACUCGCCGCAUUUGCAAACGGCUCCAUUGCAUUCACAGCAAAAGUUACUGGCGUGCCGGAUAUUACGUUGACUUUGAGCAGCCCGUCGGGGAAGCACAAUAUCGGGGGCAUCAUGGAACUGCCUGUUUUCCACCCCUGUGUGCGUCUGAAUAGAUGGAAGGAGAGGCCUGGGGAAUUGAGCUUUAUACCGCCGGAUGGUCGGUUUAUUUUGGCGGGAUAUGAAGUGGAUUUGCUGCCGUUUACGAGUGGGAAGAGUGGCAGCUUGAGCGCGAAUAAUCUUAAACUACCGGUCAAUUUGGAGAUGAAGACUGGGCUAGGCCCAGCGGGGUCGGAAUUUGAAGUCAGACUACAGGUGAACAAGAUUCUGGGGAGCCAGAGCUCAUCGGGUUCAAGUCAGUUUGGAAGAGGGAUUGGGUCAGGACGAGUGGGAUCACCGCAUCCCGGUUCCCCUGCUUCUCCCUUACUAGAGGAGUUGACCAUUACAAUUCCACUACCGGAGGACGUGAGGAACCUUUCUGAUAUUCGGCCGAGUCGCGGGGACGCCAGCUUCAACCCUGGAGAAAGAGUUUUGGAGUGGCAUGUGCCCACCAAGGAACUGUCAGGACCGACGACGCAUUUCGGGCUUCGCUGCACAGUGGUUGGGUCAUUAGUUGAUGAGGCAAACGAAUUUGACCCAAGUGGAUUUGCAUUCAACAACGACUAUUCGUACAAUGAGCCAUAUCAAAGUGCGACGGCCAAGACGGAGAGCAAGCCGGACAACAGUAACGAGCAGGACGCGAAGAAGGUGGCGCAAAACAAGAUUCUCAUGCCGAGUUCAGUGUCGGCAAGUUUUACGGUCAAAGGGUGGCUGGCGAGCGGAUUGAAGGUGGAUAGCAUUUUGAUAGAUACACGGAAAAGCAGGGGUUUGGGGGAGGGCAUUAAACCAUACAAAGGGGUCAAGUAUUUGACAGUUAGUAAGGGUGGUGUAGAGCUUCGGUGUUGA